CAUUGAAAUCCAACGCAGAGUAAAGUCUCUCUCUUCAACCCAGUUGUACACUUCUACUCUUCGUUUCGUGCUUUCCCUCGGAGAGAGCGAGAGAGAGAGAGAGAGAGCAGUGCGUCGGGGCCUCUUUGGAAUUAGGUGUAGGAUUUUCUAUUGGUAAAGAAAAUAAUUUGGGUAUUUGGAUGGUGGGAGAGUUAGGGCUUUAUUUGAGAGGGAUGGAAGCUGAGAUAUUAGAUUUGUGGUUGUAAUUGAGCUGCAACCGAGCAAAGCGAUGCAUACUAUUUCGCUUUCGAACUAACUGAUUAUGCUAUAGGUUUUCGAGUCUUGUGGUCUAAGCCUCGUGAGAAGCAUUUUGCGAGAGAGAGAACAAUGGAAGGCGGAAGGAAGAUAUCAGUGAGUCCUCGGCCUUGCAGUGGAAGGCGGGUACUGGCAAAGAAGCGAGCGCGCGGGGGCUGCGUGGAUGGGUUGGUCAACAGCGUUAAGAAGCUUCAGAGACGGGAAAUCAGUUCGAAGCGCGACCGUGCUUUCGGAAUGAGCGAUGCCCAGGAACGUUUCCGUAACAUACGUUUGCAGGAGGAAUAUGAUACCCAUGAUCCAAAAGGUCAUUGUUCCAUGGUACUGCCUUUCCUGAGAAAGAGGUCAAAGAUAAUUGAGAUUGUAGCGGCUCGUGACAUUGUGUUUGCUCUUGCACAAUCUGGUGUUUGUGCAGCAUUUAGCCGAGAGACUAAUCAGAGGAUAUGCUUUCUGAAUGUCAGUCCUGAUGAAGUUAUACGAAGCUUGUUUUAUAAUAAAAACAAUGACUCGCUCAUCACAGUUUCUGUGUAUGCUUCAGACAACUUUAGUUCUUUGAAAUGCAGAAGUACAAGGAUUGAAUACAUAAGGAGGGGUAAACAAGAUGCUGGGUUUGCACUUUUUGAGUCUGAGUCACUGAAAUGGCCUGGUUUUGUAGAGUUUGAUGAUGUCAAUGGGAAGGUACUCACUUAUUCUGCGCAGGAUAGUAUUUACAAAGUGUUUGACCUGAAAAACUAUACAAUGUUGUACUCCAUAUCGGAUAAACAUGUUCAAGAAAUUAAGAUCAGUCCAGGGAUCAUGUUGUUGAUUUUUACCAAAUCAAGUAGCCAUGUUCCCCUCAAGAUUCUUUCAAUUGAGGAUGGAACUGUUCUAAAAUCUUUCAACCAUCUCCUUCACCGGAAUAAAAAGGUGGAUUUCAUUGAACAGUUUAAUGAAAAGCUACUAGUCAAGCAAGAAAAUGAGAAUUUACAGAUUCUUGAUGUCCGCAAUUUUGAGCUGACUGAAGUUAGCAGAACUGAAUUUAUGACACCAUCAGCAUUUAUAUUUCUGUAUGAGAACCAGUUGUUCUUGACGUUUAGAAACCGAACUGUGGCUGUCUGGAACUUCCGUGGGGAGCUUGUGACUUCAUUUGAGGAUCACCUUCUGUGGCAUCCUGACUGCAACACUAAUAACAUAUAUAUCACGAGUGAUCAGGAUCUUAUUAUCUCUUACUGCAAAGCUGAUUCUGACGAUCCACUGUCUGAAGGAAAUGCUGGAUCAAUCAAUAUCAGUAAUAUUCUAACCGGGAAAUGUCUUGCUAAAGUUAGAGCAAGCAACAGCUUUCCCGUGGAAAAUGAAUGCAGUUGCAGUGAUCAUUAUUGUGGUACCAGUUGCGCUCUGAAGAAUCAGACUCAUGCCUCCAGAAUCAGGAGCACGGUUGCGGAAGCCUUGGAAGAUAUUACUGCUCUCUUUUACGAUGAAGAGCGGAAUGAGAUCUAUACUGGCAAUAGGAAUGGUUUAGUUCACGUAUGGUCCAACUGAUAAUCUCUUGACAUUGUUCAUAGUUUUCUCUUAGAUUUAUUUAAGCUCUUUUGGAUGGUUGAAUUGAUCGUUCUGCCACACUGAGAAUUGGAACUCUACCAUGUAAUGCUGUCAUACGCAAUUCAUUUUUUCUUUGUUUA
Molecule: messenger RNA, 1949 nt
Organism: Juglans microcarpa x Juglans regia
Lineage: Eukaryota; Viridiplantae; Streptophyta; Magnoliopsida; Fagales; Juglandaceae
Exons: 8
Coding region: 367-1809 (480 amino acids)
Molecular function (GO): protein binding
Source: RefSeq, a predicted model, not a curated record